AUGUUCUCCGUUUUCCCCCGCAGGUAUCCUUGGCCCAAAGACCAGCCCCCAAACAACGCGCUCCAGGGUCCAAACAUAUGGCCCGACAGUGACUCCCUGGGGGAAGACUGGCGAGAUAGCAUGUCGGCGCUGUUCAGGUUGAUGGUGUCGGUGAACGAGGCCGUUGCGCGGGGUCUCUCGCUCUCCCUAGACCUCGGCCUGCAGGACCUCCCGGCCCUUUGCCAGGGGGGGGACACGAUCAGCCUCUUGAGGCUCUUCCACUACUUUCCCUACAGCAACGACGCUGCCAGCAACAGCAACAGCAGCGGCGGCGGCAGCGGCGGCGGCAGCGGUACCGGAAGUGGCAAUCGCAAGGACGAUGACGACGGCAGCGCCAAGGCCGUCGCCAGCACGGGCUCCGGCACCGGCGAAGAAAACUGUGGCAACGACGACACUGGCAACAGCGGCGGCAGCAGCGGCAGCCAAGAAGGAAGUGGUGCGGGAAACAUUGGGUCCAGCCCGCACACCGACUGGGGUCUGUCGACAAGCAUUCUCCAAGACGGGGCUGGAGGCCUUCAGUUCCUGGAGCAAGCGACUCAAAGGUGGGUGGACGUCCCUUGCGCCCAGGAAGACGCGCUGGUGUUCAACUGUGGCGACUACCUUUCGCUUCUGAGCAACGGCCGCUUGAAGUCUCCGGUGCACCAGGUGGUGACGACCGGCGUCGAGCGGACAUCGGUCGUGUUUUUCUACUACAGUAUCCCAGCUUCGACGCCAAGCUACCCGUCACCGCUCCGCGCGACGACGCGAGUUCCAGCGCAGGAGCAACCUCAACAAACCCGGCAGCGACGGCGGUUACAGCGACAACGGCAGCCACGGAGGAGCCAGUCACGCGCGAGCCGCGGGAGACGAUCGGGUCGUACAACACCUUGCUGGACCUCCGCAAUAAGCAGCGGGGUGGCGACGCUGCAGCGGCAACAGCCGUAG
Messenger RNA from Ectocarpus siliculosus, 963 nucleotides. Lineage: Eukaryota; Phaeophyceae; Ectocarpales; Ectocarpaceae. The record is from the annotation of a GenBank genome assembly.